UACACGUCGCUGAGAAAGUGAGAAAUGAGAAUGCGCCGAUCUCCGGUUUAGCAUAUUUAAGGAUUUUACAUUUACAUGACAAAACAUUAAAACAAGAUAUGCCAUGUCAUGGUAUUUUACAGUAUUUGUUAGGAGCUGAUGCUUGCUGCGUAUUAGCAACAUGCUAUGCAUCUAUAAUAGUAUUGUUUGUAUUCUUUAAAAGUUUUUUUAGUCUUAGGUGUGAUUAGUUUUACUCCUUUACAGUAAGUGUAAUUUAAUUGUUAAUAACAACUCAAUUAACAUGGCUAAUGAAGUAUACAUUGUAUCUGCUGUUCGUACACCGAUAGGCUUGUUUGGCGGUUCAUUGUCGUCUCUGAAAGCUCAUCAAUUAGGCAGUAUAGUGAUUUCAGAAGUACUUAAAAGAGUCAAUGUCAAAACAAAUGAUGUAUCGGAAGUUAUUCUUGGACAGGCUCUUACAGCUGGACAAGGUCAAAAUCCAGCUAGACAAGCUUCGAUAAAUGCUGGAAUUCCAUUCACUGUACCUGCUCAUGUCAUCAACAUGCUCUGUGGAUCUGGGCUGAAGGCUGUGGUUCUUGGAUACCAGGCAAUCAAAUGUGGAGAUUCUUCAAUUGUCAUUGCAGGUGGCCAAGAAAGCAUGAGCAACGCUCCUCAUGUCGUCAAUAUACGAUCAGGGAUUAAAAUGGGUAACACAGAAUUGACAGAUACAAUGCUAUGUGAUGGACUCACUGAUGCAUUUGACAACAUACAUAUGGGCAUGACUGCUGAAAAUAUUGCUGAAAAUUAUGAUAUUUCGAGGAAACUUCAAGAUAAUUAUGCUUUUGAGUCUCAGAAACGAACCAAAGAAGCUCAAAAUAAUGGUUACUUCAAAGAUGAAAUAACACCAGUUGAGGUGAAAAUACGGCGGAAUACUAUCAUAUUUGACAAAGAUGAAUAUCCAAAAAAUGAUACUUCUCUAGAUUCAUUAGCUACAUUGAGGCCUGUUUUUAAAUUGAAUGGUGGUGUAGUUACGGCUGGAAAUGCAUCAGGAAUAAACGAUGGUGCUGCAGUAGUACUUCUGAUGAACGGAGAGGAAUGCAAAAAACGAGGUUGUACUCCAUUGGCUAAAAUUGUGGCUCAUGCUGAGUGCGGGGUUGAUCCAAAAAUUAUGGGCACUGGACCAAUACCUGCUGUGCUGAAGACGAUUGAAAAAGCUGGUUGGACUAUGGCUAGUGUUGAUAUUUUUGAACUAAAUGAAGCAUUUGCUGCACAAUCAAUAGCUGUAGUGCGUGAAUUAGGAUUAAAUUCAGAUAGAGUGAAUAUCAAUGGAGGUGCUAUUGCAUUGGGUCAUCCCAUUGGAGCGUCGGGUGCUCGAGUAUUGGUAACGCUGGUGCACAUCUUGUCGAGAACCGGCAAAAAAAGAGGCAUAGCAUCAUUGUGUAUUGGUGGAGGUAUGGGUAUUGCUAUGGCCAUCGAGACAUUUUAAUCAUUGAAUACUUAUUAUUCAAUUUACAAGAGGACAUCAAAUUGGUUAAUAGCUCUAUGAUCAAAGUUCAGAAUUGUUAUUAAUUGCUGAUAUUUUUUGCAGGUUGAUU
Myzus persicae (green peach aphid) is the source of this 1571-nucleotide messenger RNA. Its product is annotated as acetyl-CoA acetyltransferase, cytosolic-like. Gene Ontology annotation, molecular function: acetyl-CoA C-acetyltransferase activity. The record is from RefSeq and is a predicted model, not a curated record. Lineage: Eukaryota; Metazoa; Arthropoda; Insecta; Hemiptera; Aphididae. The coding region runs from base 281 to 1462 and encodes 393 amino acids. Gene Ontology annotation, biological process: fatty acid beta-oxidation. The transcript has 8 exons.